Messenger RNA from Xiphophorus maculatus (southern platyfish), 2183 nucleotides. It is a transcript of the gene cbln12, whose product is annotated as cerebellin-1-like. Gene Ontology annotation, molecular function: protein binding. The transcript is spliced from 4 exons. Gene Ontology annotation, cellular component: glutamatergic synapse; synaptic cleft. Bases 258 to 911 code for a protein of 217 amino acids. The record is from RefSeq and is a predicted model, not a curated record. Lineage: Eukaryota; Metazoa; Chordata; Actinopteri; Cyprinodontiformes; Poeciliidae.
CCUUUAUUCCUCUGUUAGGGUGAGUGGGUGGAUGCAAGGUAAGAGGUUGAGGAAGAAGCAGAUGAACGGAGGGGGUGGCUGAGAAGAGAAGGGAGGACAAACACACAUGCACAGAGAGAGAGAUCAGAGGAUACUCCGGAUCUGCGAUCAGCUCGACUUGCAGCGCUGUGAGAGAAUGUGACGGGAAGAGCUGGAAAACAAGGAUUUUUCCCGCUUCGCCUGACUUCGGCUGGACGGAUCUCGCAGGGUUUGCUGACAUGGGACACAAGCUUCUUCAGCUGAAAACAGGUUCAGCCAUGCCAAUCUGGUCUGUCCACUUUGACCUCCUGAUAUUACCGAGCCUGCUGCUGCAGCUGCUCUUGUUGCUCUCGGCGCCCCUGGAAAGCGGCGCCCAGAAUGACACGGAGCCCAUCAUCCUGGAGGGGAAGUGCCUGGUGGUGUGUGACUCCACGCCUUCGUCGGAGCCCGCUGGGAGCGCUCUGGGCAUGUCCGUCCGCUCCGGCUCAGGACGGGUGGCCUUCUCGGCCAGCAGGCAGACCAACCACGAGCCGACAGACAUGAGCAACCGCACCAUGAUCAUCUACUUUGAUAAUAUUUUAGUCAACGUGGGCACUCACUUCGACCAAGAGAGCAGCGUCUUCGUCGCUCCGCGGAGAGGGGUUUACAGCUUCAACUUCCAUGUCGUGAAGGCCUACAACAGACAGACCAUUCAGGUCAACCUGAUGGUGAAUGGCUGGCCGAUGAUUUCAGCGUUUGCGGGAGACCAAGACGUGACCAGAGAAGCGGCGACCAAUGCAGGCCUGGUGAUUCUGGAGAAGGGCGACAAGGCCUACCUCAGACUGGAGAAAGGGAACCUGAUGGGAGGCUGGAAGUUCUCCACCUUUUCCGGCUUCCUCGUCUUCCCCUUGUGAGACGGGUCGAAAAUGGAAGUGCUGGGUAACAGGGAAGGUGUGAGUGAUGGGUGUUACGGCGCUUUGCAAAAGUAGUUACACCUCUUGAACUUCUUGACAUCACGUCCGUUGUUCUCCAGAAAACAUCUCAGGCUCGGUUAGAUUGGGUGGAGAGCAUCUGCGAACAUCAUUUUCCAAGACACUUUCCACUUUGACUGGGUCAUUCUAACACAGGAUGAGGGCUUUUUUUUAAUCUUACCAGAGUCCCUUCUUCCACAUGCUUGUUAUUUCUCCUACAUGACUUCUGGAAAACUGCAAAAAGUACUUAUUUUGAUUCCUUUUCUUGCCACUAUUCAUAAAAUUCAAAUUGGUGGAGUUCAUGACUGAUGGUUGUCCAAUCAAUAGAUUAUCCAAUCUGAACUGUGUAUCUCUGCAGCUUCUUCUGGGUUACUGCUUGCCCGCCUCUCUGACUGAUCCUCUACUUCACUUUAAGUCAAAUGCCUUAUCUUGGUAGGCUUAGAGUUGUGCCAUAGUGUUUCCAUUUCCAAAUAAUUGGUGGAACAUUGCUCUGUGAGAUGUUGAACACUUGGGAUAUACUUUUAUCAAAACUUCUCUACACCUUUCUCCCUGACCUGUUCCUUGGUCUUCAUGAGGAACGUUCCCUAACAAACCUCUGAGGCUUUCUUAGAACAACAUGGAUUUAUAAUAACAUUAAAUAACACUCAGUUGGACUGUCUAACUUCUAAAAGUAGCUAGCUGCAUUGGAUUUUAUUGAAAAUAAAUCAAAUUAAAGAGGAUUUAUUUCCCUUCCACUUCACAACUAUGCUUCUCAAAAAAAACAAAAUCCUAGAAAUAUAAACAGACGCUUCUCACUGUAACCCUAUAAAAUGUGUAAAAGUUUGAGGUGUAUGCUUUUGCAAGGUGCUGUACAUCUAAUUUUAGGACUAAACAAAUGAAGAGAACUAUCUACAAAAAAAAGUUGCUGAAAGCUACAAACACUCUAUGAAAAUAAUUUAUUUAUUUUGUCUUCAUGUGAAAUAUUUAUUGUUUAUUGAAUAUAAUGAUUGUGAAAAAGUAUCUCUUUGUGCUCCUGUGCUGACAUAAUGCCAAGCCUUUAUUUUUGUUUAUGUUAACAGCUAGCUGUGCUCCAAAUAUCCCAUCCAGCUUAAAAAAAGCAUUUUGUUUGAAUUUACUGUAUGACUGUUUCUCCUCUGUCUAUCUGUCAGCAUCAUACAAAAGAUGUCUAUUUACCAACAAAUUUCUAUAAAGAACAAAGCGCUAAAAAAACUGAAA